Molecule: messenger RNA, 5614 nt
Organism: Doryrhamphus excisus (bluestripe pipefish)
Lineage: Eukaryota; Metazoa; Chordata; Actinopteri; Syngnathiformes; Syngnathidae
Gene: btbd7
Product: BTB (POZ) domain containing 7
Biological process (GO): morphogenesis of a branching epithelium
Molecular function (GO): protein binding
Source: RefSeq, a predicted model, not a curated record
UUUUGCUUGAAAAAGGGCAGCGAUUGGGCCAUAACAACCACCCAAGAAGGCGUUGAGCUACUCCGGAGAAAAUGCCAUGCAAAAAAAAAAUGAGAACAAAACCAACCAGGAUGACUUAUUAGUCUCGGUUAAUAUCAGCGCUUGACUAAAAAAAGUCGUUGCAAGUGGAAGACCGGAGAUGAAAUGCAGACGCUGACGUCGAGUCCCACGGACAACUUGUGUCGGAGUGCUGCUUUUAGUAAGAGGCGAUAAAGAUAAAGAUAUAUAUCACCCACGACGACGACCAUCCACGCAGUAAAAAGACGUCGUUGCCGGCAUGGCAGGCAGGACCCGGGGCUGUGGGAACACUUCAGAUGAUCCGCGGCAGACACGCAACUGAUGAGUGAAGGGGAGCGCAGUCGCCUGAGCAGAAUGACUCAGCAAGAGGGGAGACCCCCACGUAGCAAGUGAAAGAGACGUGAGGAUGGGUGCCAAUGGAUCCAGCUAUCCACACACGUGCUCCCCGCGCAUAGGAGCCAAUGCACAGACGCAGCAGACCUUUAUUGGGACCUCGUCCUAUUCUCAGCAGGGAUACGCCUGGGAGUCUAAGCUGUACAGCCUGGAGCAUAGCCAUGAGCGGCCCGCCGACAGGAAGAAGAAGAGCCUCGGCCUGGCAACCCUCAAAAGGCGCUUCAUCAAACGAAGGAAGUCCAGCCGCUCGGCAGAUCACGCCCGUCAGAUGCGCGAGUUGCUCUCCGGCUGGGACGUCCGAGACACAAAUGCCCUGGUGGAGGAAUACGAGGGCACGGCGGCCCUCAAGGAACUGAGCUUCCAAGCCAGCCUGGCGCGCGCCGAGGCGCCCAGCUUGCCCCGGGACCUAGCCGCCCUUUAUCAGCAUAAGUACUGCACCGAUGUGGACCUCAUCUUCCAUGGUACUUGCUUCCCGGCGCACCGCGCCAUCUUGGCUGUUCGCUGCCCGUUCUUCAAAACUCUGCUGUCCUCAUCGCCCGGCUACGGAGCCGAGGUCCACAUGGACAUCGACACAGCAGGCAUCGACGUGCCCAUGUUCUCCGCGCUGCUGCACUACUUGUACACGGGGGAGUUUGGAGUGAGCAGCGCAGAGGAUUCCCGGCUGCAGAAUGUGGACGUGCUGGUGCAACUCAGCGAGGAGUUUGGAACGCCCAACUCCCUGGAAGCAGACAUGAAGGGCUUGUUUGAUUACGAAUGCUACUACGACGCCCUUUUGAGUUUCUCCUCAGACUUUGAGAUGGUCGAGAGUUUCAGUGAGCGAGUGCCUGUGGCCGGAGCUCCCACUGUUGUUUCGGGAGGCGGCGCAGCUCCAGGAACCCCAGAUGAGGAUCUACGAGCUCACAAGGCUAUCUUGUCUGCGCGCUCCCCUUUCUUCAGGAACCUUUUACAAAGGCGCAUUCGAACUGGCGAGGAAAUGACGGAGCGUACGCUGCAGACACCGACCCGCAUUGUGCUGGAUGAGUCCAUCAUACCGCGCAAGUACGUGCAAGUGAUUCUUCACUGCAUGUACACAGAUGUCGUCGAGCUGGGCCUGGUCCUGCGAGGCAGCCCUUCGGCGGGUAGCCUUGGGGAGGUGCAAGCCCUGGUGUCCGGGGGUCGGGGUGCCAGCACACGCACAGAAGAGGCCAUGGAGCUCUACCAUAUUGCUUUAUUCCUGGAGUUCAGCAUGCUGGCACAAGGCUGCGAGGACAUUAUCGUGGAAAGCCUGUCCCUCGAUUCACUGGUGCCCAUCCUCAAGUGGAGCUCCCAACCUUACGGCUCCAAGUGGGUGCACAGGCAGGCCAUGCACUUCCUCUGCGAGGAGUUCAGUCAGGUUGUCACCUCAGAUGUUCUCUACGAGCUCGGCAAGGAACACCUUCUCAACGCAAUCCAGUCUGACUACCUUCAGGCCAGCGAGCAGGACAUUCUCAAGUAUGUUGUUAAGUGGGGCGAGCAGCAGCUUAUUAAGAGGAUGGCAGACAGGGAGCCCAAUCUGCUGAGCGGCACUGCCCACAGCGUUAACAAGCGAGGAGUAAAGAGGAGAGACCUGGACCCGGAGGAGCUCAAGGAGAUCCUGUCCCCGCUCCUGCCCUUCAUUCGAACUGAGCACAUACUACCCCCGCACAGCGACGUCCUCUCUGACGCACUCAAGAGAGGUUUGAUAAGCACGCCUCCAUCAGAUAUGCUCCCCAUAGCCGAGGGCGGGAAAGCCAACGCUUGGUUGAGACAGAAGAACGCCGGCAUCUACGUGCGACCUCGUCUUUUCUCUCCUUACGUAGAGGAGGCAAAGUCGGUGCUGGAUGAAAUGAUGGUGGAGCAGACCGAUCUGGUGCGCCUGCGACUCGUCCGCAUGUCCAACGUCCCCGACACGCUCUACAUGGUCAACAACGCCGUGCCGCAGUGCUGUCACAUGGUCAACCACCAGCAAAUGUCCGUGAACUCGGCCGCCGCCCCAUCGGUAGUGGCCAAUGAAAUCCCAGUGCCGCAGCUCUCAGUGGUGAAGGAGAUGAUCCGCAGGCUUCAGGAACUGAGACACACGGAGCAGGUGCAGAGAGCGUACGCCCUCAACUGCGGCGAGGGCGCCACCGUCAGCUACGAGCUCCAGUUGCGAGUUCUUCGGGAAUUCGGUCUGGCAGACGGAGCCACGGAGCUACUACAGAACCCGUAUAAGUUCUUUCCUGACGAGCGAUUCGGAGACGAGAGUCCAAUUCUGGCUCUCCGCCAGGUGGGUCGAUGUCGCGUAAACAGCAGCCCGGCCAUGGACAGCAUGUUCGCAGAGAUGGAAGGAGUAGCGGGCUUCCACCCUCCUCUCCCUCCUCCGCCUCCCCCGUACCACCCCCCGGCUACACCCAGCCACGCUGGGCACCUCAAAGGCACCUGGCGACCCCGCGUUCCCAUGCCCACGCCCACCCGCUCCUUCUCCUACCCUUGCAACCGCACCCUCAGUCAGCGUCCCGCAGCGGCCAAGCACGGCGCCGCCGACUACGCCUCCGUGCCCAGACCCCAGCCCCCGGACUGCACCAACACGCAAGCGAUGGGUUUGCUUUCAGAACAGCAAGCGAUGGGCAUGGAGCCGGUCAUGAGGGAGUUCAUGCCCGACAUCGCACUCGGCGUCUCCGUCAUGUCCCUGAGGGAACAGCACAUGGCCGAGAUGGACAGGGAAAGCCCUCACAGCCCCAUGGCUCCCUCGGGGCGUCACCCGCCCCACGGGCCCUGCCCCUCCGUCCGCCACAGCCACGGCCACGCUCCUGGACACGGGCACUCCUGCAAGAGACACGCCCCUGAACCCAAACUGGAGGCGCAAGCGGAAUUCCCCGACCUGUACGAUUUCUCCUGUCGUCCUUCAUCUCCGUCCUCCACGCAUCCUUUGCCCACAUUUGCGGGCCCAGACAUUUACAGCCACAGCUGCGCCCCCUCCGCACCCUUCACCCCCACCUAUAUCACCGACUCUCAGUCCCAGGUUCGAACUGGGCCGGACCCGCUACGACUGGAUGUCCUCGGUAUGACCUCUGGAGUCAACCCCUCGGGGGUCCAGCCUCGCAUGGGGCACAUGCCGAGGGGGCGUUCAAACGAAACGGACCUGACUCACGGCUUAGGACAUCUGCGCUCACCCAGCGGGAACAUGGACGCCUACGAGGACAGACUAGCUGCACCCAGAGACCCUCCUCCGGAGGAGAUGGUCAUCGGUGUGGAGUCACCCUCGGGCCCGGGUCCGCUUCAAGCCCAGCCCCGCAGGAACAGUGUCAACGAGGACAUCACCAGAGACCGGAGGUCACCCAGCAAGCCUGACUACCCUUACAAAAAAUCAGCACUUUAACCCGAGUCGAGGACCAGCAACUGAGAUUCUAAAAAGGGAACGACUGACUGCCUGUUGUAUUGAAUGGUCAAGCACUAAGUGUGUGUUUGUGUGUGUGUGUGUGUGUGUGUGUGUGCGUUGAAGAGAAGCUGAAGGUAAGAAAAGGUGAUCAGUGGUUGCUAUUUAUAGGCGGCGUCCUUUUUUGUUCCUACCUCUGCCACACGACUCCAUCCAAUCACCCAUCGACGCAGUCCGAAAAAUGGUCACGCGGUUCCAUGCGAGCGCCGUGUCGAUCCCGUGCAGGUCGCAACAUUCGAUGUAGCCGAGUCGUGUCAAACAAAGACCGCGUUUCGUGUCGCCUGAUGAUAACAAUCUCCAUUCACAAAAAGGCCACGCCAUCUACGAGAGACAUAUGUAAAUAUGCCCGCCUUUUUUUUUUGUUUCCUGUAGCAUCCGACCAUACUAGUUGUGGCUCUUGCACACAAAAAGUCGAAAUCCGAAAUCGGGAUCGGGAUUGGAUCUCAUUUUCUUCCCCCCCAUCAAGUCCGACAACUGACAGGUUUAAGCGAUCAGAGCACAACCUGGCGUUUCCUGUAUAGUUUGACACGGACGCCAUGGCAACCAACGUGCUGUUAUCAAACCCGAGUAGUUAUUGUGGGCGUCGGGGGGGGGGGGGCGUCACACGUGUAAAAGUGUACUGUGCUCACUCUGUACAUAUCACCGGAAAGGAAGCACGCCGUUCUCCUCAUCCAAUAGCGUCGUUUUUUUUGUUUUUUUUUCUUCAAAAUCUUAAAGCCUUAACUCGGAAUAUUCCAUUUUCAGAUACUUUUUUUUGCUUCAUUGCUCUAUGAUGUCAUUUCUAUCGCAAAAAAAAAAAAACCUCGUCGAUUUGCUCAAUUGACUGUUUGUUUGGAGUCGGCGUUGAUUCAGUUGUAGCUCCAGAACCAUGCAAGACCCCGCCCCCAACCACGACUGAGAGCCUGUUAGCGCCAGCCCCUAGCUUCCACGCCAAUAGCACGACUCUCGCAUUGUAAAGGGAAAAAGGAAGAAAAGCAGUUUUGCGUUGAUUUGGAAAGAAUGUACAUAAACGAAGAUCAGCUUUGUCCCGAUUUCAACUUCGGAAUCACGUUUUUUUAAUGGUGGUUGUGUUCUUUUUUUUGUCCUGUCAUGAAAUCUUUAUUUGCUGCGUUUGAGGCAGUUUGCUCGCUAUUGUUAGUGGCGUAAAUUUUUCAUUUUUUGUUUCGAUUUCUCUAUCGUACAAGAGGAAUGUGAAGGGAAUCUGAAUAACAAAGAUCAUUUUCCCAACCCUUGUGUAGCUUGUAUCACCGGGGAAAAAAAAAACACAAAAAAAAAAAUUCUGAUUCCUGGUGUUCCUGUUGUGUAGUUAACUUUCCCAGCGCGGCAUUCCGUUGAAUAACAGCGGUUGCUACGCUUGUCACCGUAGAGAGGACAGUGCCUUCCCCGCCCGCCUGCAGCUGGGUUUUUAUUGGAGACUCCGAUGUCUAUGCAAGCUCUUUUCUACCAUCUUACCAGCCUGCAUCUGAUACUUGUAGCUCCUUUUUCUGUGUACAUAGAUGUUAUUUAGCACCUUUGUUUUUUUUUUUUGGAAAAGACUCAUCCGAUAUGUUUUGAUUUCUUAGUUUUGGAUUCUAGCAGGUACGUCGUACUUGUAUGGUGUCUUAGGAAUCAAUGUUUGUAGACUGAUACGUUGCAUUUAGUUUCACCGAAUCUAUUUUUCUACUGGCGCCUCAAAAAAAAAAAAAAAAGGUGCACAACAGUGGUCGUCUUUGGCAUCCUCAAAAAUAAACUGGUUUGAUAUUAUGAAUUAAA